Molecule: messenger RNA, 1419 nt
Organism: Colletotrichum chrysophilum
Lineage: Eukaryota; Fungi; Ascomycota; Sordariomycetes; Glomerellales; Glomerellaceae
Exons: 2
Coding region: 1-1419 (472 amino acids)
Molecular function (GO): protein binding
Source: RefSeq, a predicted model, not a curated record
AUGGGGCUCGAGCUGGAAACAGAGCGUGCAAUAGGUAAUCUUGGCAUGGUAAACUACCAACUCUUCCUGCUCAACCAUGACGAGGAGUACUUGGCUGUCGCCAUAAAGCAGUUGGAAGAACGGGUCGACAUAUGCCGACGGCUGAGAGCUCCAACAGACAGUCAGGAAGAUUCCCGUCGAAAGGCAGCGAAGGCUCAAACCGCUACAGCGCACGAGGCCAUCGCAUUCGCCCGUCUAUCCCUCUGUUACACUAUGCAGGGUCAUCUCGACAAGGCGAUUGGCGCAGCCUGGGAUUGUCAAAAACUGGCCAUCCAGUCGGGCGAUCCAAGCAAGAUUGCAUUCUCUAGGCUGUUCUACGGCAGAGCGCUGCUCUUGAAUGGACAAAAAGAAGAGUCGCUUGCUCAAUUCAACCCUUCAGACGGAUAUACGCCAGUCGCAGCUCUCUCGAAAGAGCCUUGCGAAGAAUACCGGGGCUACAUACGGGAAAUGAUCGAUGCUGGAGCGGAUUUGACUUUACGAGACACAUCUGGUUACUCAGCACUGGACUUUGCAGUCUACAGCGGUGAUGGGCAGACGCAGGAUAUUCUGAUCGAGGCUCUUCAGCGACAGCUCGGUCAAGACGAAGUUGAGCAGCAUCGGCUGGAAUCUACGCUUCGAAAGGGCUAUCGCGAACUUUUUCAGGAGGUAUUGCGACCGGUGCUGCUGGAAGCAGACAAUCGAUCCAGCAUAAAACGGCUGCGACAGGUGUAUGCGAGAACUCUUGCCACGGACGAAGAGAAAGCACACCAGUUUGACGCAUUCAAAUAUGUGCGUUUUUCUGACUUUGCUAGGCACGGGAAGCUGCCCAAAUCCAGCGAAAACCUGACACGCCGCUUCGGGGACGAUGAUGAUGAAGACCUUUACGUGAUUUUCAUGUCGUACACAUGGUCCAAGAAGAAGCGCGUUGGCGAAUUCUCUCCCGACGAUAUGGAGAACACCAAGUAUCAUCAAAUGAUGAGCGCCUUGGAAAGUUUCCUCUUAGAACACCCGUAUGUGGAUCCUAAAACGGUUGGUAUAUGGCUCGACUGGGCCUGUAUCGACCAGGACAACAGAGACAUACAGGCGCGCGGUGUCGCAGUACUACCCAUGUGUGUUGCACAAUGUAAUGCCAUGAUCAGUGUUACUGAGGAUAACUACUACGAACGGGCAUGGUGCUGUGUUGAAGUCAUCACCAUACGAGCUCUAGAAAGAUCGUAUCAUGCCCAUGGAUGGUACAAAUUCGAGUAUGACGCACGUCAAGAGAGGAAAGUACUUCGAGAUGGCAGAGUUACGGAAGAGCUAAGUGUGGUCUCCGCGAAGGUCACUGUGGAGAGCGAUCGCCCCAAGCUAGAGUUCCUUGAGAGGCAGGCAAAGCUUCUGGAUAUCUCAGCUGAUACAUGA